AUGGGUGCAGUGGAGCAGAGUGGUGCGGGUAGCCAGACCUCCCCCUCACAGGAACACCAGCCCGCGGCAGUCGGUCUCCCUCACCAGCCAAUCACCGCCAUCACCAAAUCCGGAGAGAAAUACGCCGCAGAAAUGUCAACGACCACUACCAUGCGAUCCGACACCUUCAGCAGCCAAUCAGCUGCCAGCAGGCACCAGACAGAGACUGUUAGUCAAACAGUGCGACAGUCAGAGUGGAAUACCGGCACCAGCAAGACCACCUCUUCCAGUAGUUACUCAGUGUCCAGUGAUGUCCGCGCUCCAUCCAGUGUCCUUGACCUUUAUCCAGAGGCAGGCAGCAAGCCCCGCUCCCCUCCUCCCACCAUCCCUCGGCAGGGUGAGAAACGGCCCCUCCUGAUGAGGUCACAGACCCUACCCAGGACGAGCGGACCCCAGGCCAGGAAGGCUCUCUUCGAGAAGUUCGAACAGGAAGGCACCAAGGGCAAAGUCGGAGUGUCUAAGGUAAAACUUCAAAGAUCACAAAGUUUCGGUGUUGCAAGUGCAAGUAGCAUCAAACAGAUCCUCCUGGAAUGGUGUCGUUCCAAGACCAUUGGAUACAAGAUGAUUGAUAUCCAGAACUUCUCAUCGAGUUGGAGCAAUGGGAUGGCGUUCUGUGCUCUCGUCCACUCGUUCUUCCCAGAAGCCUUUGACUACAAUGAGCUCAGCCCCAACAACCGCAAGCAGAAUUUUGAGCUUGCGUUUGGGACGGCAGAGAAGUUGGCUCAUUGUGACAGGCUGAUUGAAGUGGAGGACAUGAUGGUGAUGGGGAAUAAACCAGACCCGAUGUGUGUGUUCACCUACGUGCAGUCCCUCUACAACCACCUACGACGCUUCGAGUAAAGGUCACUUCAUCAGGACUGGGGCUGGAGAUGUACGAUAUGCCCAGUGCCUCACCCACACCCGUCCUGGCAUUGUCCCUGGCGUGGUGGGGUGGGCACAGUCAGCCACAAUGUCUCCCAGUAAACAGGAAGCACAGACACCAUCGGCAAAUGCAAACUGCCCAAUUAUCAGUGUUCACAGCAGAUUUAUAAUGGCCACUGACACAGAUGUAGCAGCUCACCUAAGAUUCAAAUAAAAGAUUUUACUUGUA
Messenger RNA from Chiloscyllium plagiosum (whitespotted bambooshark), 1129 nucleotides. The record is from RefSeq and is a predicted model, not a curated record. Lineage: Eukaryota; Metazoa; Chordata; Chondrichthyes; Orectolobiformes; Hemiscylliidae.